UCCGCUACCAGCUUUUGCAGUCUUUCGCAUCACAGCGUUUUCUUAAUCGUUCCAUUCUUCCAUUUCCCGAAAAGGAAAGUAACGUCGAAGCGACCCAAGCCUUUCUCUUUUUUCACCCUAUCUGGAAGCAAGGGAGCUGCUUGUUAAUGGCAGAUAUGAUCGUUUCCGCUGCAAUCGAUUGCGUGAUCAACAAAUUGACCUCUUCGGACAUCCUAGAGUCCGCCGGUGGAGCCCAGUUCCAAGUGGAACUUGAGAAAAUGGAGAAAACGCUUUCCACAGUAAAGGCGGUGCUGGCAGAUGCUGAAGAUAAGCAGAUUAGUAACCGUCUCGUUAAGAUUUGGCUGAGAGAGCUUCGAGACUUGGCUUACGAUGCGGAAGACAUCCUCGACGAGUUUUGUUUCGAGGUUUUGCGACGGAAACAACAAGUUGAGCAGCGACGAGGAGAAGGGAGCUCGAGUAAGGUGUGGAGUGUUAUGCUUAGAUUUUUGGAUCAUUUGAAUCCUCAUCGUGUCCUUUUUAAUAUGAAAAUGAAGUCUGAGAUUGAGACUAUUAACGCUAAAUUUCAAGAACUUAUUGAGAAAAAGAAUAGUUUAGAGCUGAGAGAGAAUGGUGCCGAUGAUGGGAGUCGUAAAUCGUUGAAAAGAUUACCCACUAGUUCUUUGGUAGAUGAACGUGUAGUGUGUGGCAGGGCACAGGAGAAAGAGAAGAUUAUUCAGUUGCUGCUGAGCGGACAAGGUUGUGAUGAUAGGGUUUGUGUGAUUCCUAUAGUUGGCAUGGGCGGAGUGGGCAAAACCACUCUUUCGCAGAUUGUCUACAAUGACAGCAGAGUAGUGGAAUGGUUUGAUUUAAAAGUUUGGUGUUGUGUUUCUGAGGACUUUGAUGUUGUUAGGGUGACAAAAACGAUUCUUGAGGCCAUAACUAUGAGGGAUUUCAAUGUAAAGGAUUUAAAUUUGCUUCAAGUGGCAUUGAGGGAACAAUUGAGGGGGAAGAGGUAUUUGAUUGUUUUAGACGAUGUUUGGAGUGAGAAGUAUGAGGAUUGGAUUGUGCUUCGUCAGCCUUUCCAAGUGGGAUCUCCAUGCAGUAAAAUUAUUGUCACUACACGUAAUCAUGGUGUUGCAGCAAUUAUGGGUACCGUUGAAGGUCACUUUUUGAAGGAGCUAUCAGUUGACAAUUGUCUGUCUUUGUUUGCAAUGCAUGCAUUAGGAAGAAGAAACUUUGAUGGUCACUUGAAUCUAAAGGAGAUUGGUGAGAAGAUAGUUCGGAAAUGUGGAGGACUGCCGUUGGCUGUAAAAACACUUGGGAGUUUGUUGCACAUGAAUACUGAUCAGGAUGAAUGGGAAAAUGUAUUGAAUAGCAAGAUUUGGCAUUUGCCAGAAGACAAGAGUGGCAUUCUUCCAGCCUUGAGAUUGAGUUACUAUUAUCUUCCUUCUUAUUUGAAGCCAUUAUUUGCUUUUUGCUCAAUAUUUCCAAAGAACUACGAGUUCUAUCAAGAUGAAUUGGUAUUGUUAUGGAUGGCUGAGGGUUUUCUGCCAGAACUAGAAGGAAAGAAGCCGAUGGAAGAGCUAGACUCUUAUUUUAAUCAACUAUUAUCAAGGUCACUUUUUCAAAGAUCAAGCAUUGAGAAAUCGCAGUUUGUGAUGCAUGAUCUUAUCAAUGAUCUGGCUCAAACAGUUGCUGGAGAAAUAUGCAUGAAUUUAAAUGAUAAUUUUGAAGAUAACAAGCUCCGUCAAAUUGUUGAAAAUGCUCGCCACUUUUCGUUCAUUCGUCGUCCAUAUGAAGUGUGGAACAGAUUUGAGGUCUUAGGUACAAUGAACCAUUUAAGAACUUUCGUUGCCUUACCAAUUCGUACAUUGCCUUGGGCAUGUUGCUACUUAAGCAAGAAAGUCUUACAUGACAUGCUGCCAAAAUUAAGAUGCUUAAGAGUUCUAUCAUUCAGUGGUUAUCAAAUUAACGAGCUGCCAGAUUCAAUCUCUAGUUUGAAGCAUUUACGGUAUCUCAAUAUGUCUUGCACCAAAAUUAAAUGGUUACCUGAAUCCUUAAGCACUCUCUUAUACUUAGAAACACUGUUAUUAUAUGGCUGCACAGAGCUUACUAAGUUGCCGCAAGGCAUUGGGAAUUUGAUUAACCUUUGUCAUCUAGAUAUUACCAAUACUCACAAUUUGCAUGAGAUGCCUUUGCAGAUAGGUAAUUUGACUAGUCUUCAGACAUUGUCUAAGUUUAUCUUGGGAGAAGGUUGUGGGUACAGGAUUAGUGAACUAAAAGAUUUGAAGCAUCUUCAGGGGAAACUUUCCAUUAUGGGAUUGGAUAAUGUGGCAGAUGGUCGACAUGCAUUUGAUGCUAAUAUAAGAAAAAAGCACAAUCUUGUUGAGUUAGGGUUGGAAUGGAGCUGCAACUUUCAUGAUCUUCGAAAAAAGGAAUGUGAAAUGCGAGUUCUUAAUUUGCUAAAACCUUGCACGAGUCUUAGAGCUCUCAGCAUUUCAUUCUAUGGAGGUGCAAAAUUCCCAUUGUGGAUAGGGGAUCCCUCAUUUGCUAAAUUAUCGCAACUAAAACUCUCUUGUUGUAGACAUUGUACUUCAUUACCUUCUCUUGGUAAACUACCUUUACUUAGGAGUCUCUGUAUAGAAGGUAUGGAUGCAGUAAAGACUGUUGAUUUUGACUUUUAUGGAGAAGGUUCUCCUUUGGCUGUGCCUUUUCCAUCUUUAGAGACACUGAAAUUUGAAGAUAUGUUGGUAUGGGAAUUGUGGUUGUCUUCUAAUGGAGACAAUGAAGAACCCGACAAUAUAUUUCCUCGUCUCUCAGAACUUACAUUAUUGAAUUGUCCCAAGUUAACUGGGAAAUUACCUAAACGCCUUUGUUCACUUGCAAAGCUCACAAUAUGCAACUGCCCAAUAUUGGAAAAUUCACUUAUAAGCCUUCCAUCCCUUCAUGAGCUGAAGUUAGAAGAGUGCAGUCAGGUGGUACUAAAACACAUGGUUGACAACACUUCCUUGACAACACUGACGAUCAGGAGCAUGGCAGAUAUUUCUUGUUUGCAGGACAUUUUUGUGCAGUCACUGGUAGCACUUAAAGUUCUGGUUAUUUCUAAUUGCACAAAGCUAACAUUUCUGUGGAAUCGGAUAACUGGAUUAGAAAAAGUGUUCGGUCUUGAACGCAUUAUAAUUAAGGACUGUCCUCAACUUGUGUCAUUAACAGAGAAUGCCAAUGAUAUGUUUUAUGGUUGUGCACAUAUGGAAUUAUCAGUCUGCAAUAAGGAGGAGCAACUGCCAUGUGGGAUGCAUGGCCUUCAGUCUCUCAAGGAUCUGCAUGUUGAAUCUUGCCCAAAACUUGCAUCUUUUCCAGAAGCAGGAGUCUUGUCCUCACUAAGAUGUCUUGUGUUAAAGAAUUGUGAAGCUCUGAUGUCCCUGCCUGAUGGUAUGAUGAGGUUCAGUUGCAGAACUAAUAUGUGUCUUCUUGAAGAAUUGGAGAUUGAAGAGUGUCCUUCGCUUGAGUGCUUUCCAGAAGGCGAGUUACCCAUGACGCUGAAAGUGUUGAAAAUCCGAUGCUGUACAAAACUCCAGUCUCUGCCUGAGGGAUUAAUAAGCAGGAAUAACAUGUCUCAUCUGGAACACUUGGAGAUCAUUAGUUGUCCAUCUUUAACAUCCUCCCCAUCAGGAAAAUUACCUUUUCAACUUAAAACACUUAAGAUCUCAGACUGCUCACAACUGGAGCCACUUCCAAAAAGGAUGCUGCACGACAAUACAUCAAUUGAAUACAAUAAUAUUUGGAGCUGUACCAUUCUGAAAAGCUUGCCUGAGUGCCUUAACAGCCUCUCCUGUCUCACUGAAUUAUCUAUAAAUUAUUGCUCUGGUCUAAGGUCGUUUCCUGAAGUGGGCCUGUCCCUCCCCAACCUCAGAACAUUGAAUAUCUAUGAUUGCUUCAAUCUGAAAACUCUUCCUGGUGAGAUGAGAAGCCUAAUGUCUCUUCAAGAGCUAGCAGUAUGCAACUGUCCAAGUCUUGUGUCCUUUCCGCAAGGGGAUUUGCUUCCAAAUCUAACGUCCCUUGAAAUUUGGGAUUGUGGAAAUAUUGAACUGUCAAUGUCAGAGUGGAACUUCCAAAGUCUAACCCAUCUUAGAGAUUUAAGCAUUGCUGGUGGAUGCUUUAAAAAUACAGUUUCCUUUCCUAAUGAGAAGUUUCUGCUUCCUCCAUCUUUAAUGUCUAUUUAUAUUGGAGGGCUCCCAAAUUUGGAAUCCCUAUCCGUGCAGCUGCAAAGUCUCACAUCUAUAGAAGAGCUAGAGAUUGUUGAUUGUCCUAAGCUUCAGUCUUUACCAAGUGAAGGCAUGCCUCCCACACUUGGAAGAUUCAGCAUUAGGGACUGUCCACUUCUAAAACAACAGUGCUUCCCAAAGAAAGGCAUGUGCUGGCCCCUGAUAGUACACAUCCCAUGCAUGGAGAUGGAUGGCGAAGACAUAUGAUUGAACUGAUUUUAGCAAAUCAUUUUAUGCUUUUUUUGGGAUAAGUGCAAGUUGAGAUUCUAUCUUUUAAUUCAGGAUUGAAGAAAACAAGAAAUGGGAAAAAUCUGAAGUAUUGCAGCCAUUAGUGCAACAACUAAUUUAGCAAGGGAAAGCACACCAGAUGAGGAUGUUGGCCUCCCGCAACCGCAAUUACUACCACAAUAGGAUUCCAUAUCCUCUUUCUUUCUGGUUACUUUCUUAUGUCUUCUUCUUCUUCUGUUGUUGAGGCCUGAGGACAAAAGGAGGAGAAGAAAGGAUGGGGGCGGGCACAAGCAGAUAGAAAUCCAGGAUUUAUGGAGAGAAUGGGGAGCACCUUGCACCAGGGUGGAAAGUGGACAGGGCUUUCAAACAACAUUAUUAAAUUUGUAUUUGUCAAAGUUACAGCUUGACAGUGUCACUGAUAGUCACCAAAAUAUAGAGGAGCCAUGAAUCUUGUACCACAUUGUGCUGUGGUCCCAGCAGAGAGAAAGUUUCCAUGUCUUGCUUUGUAGGAGUGCAUUUUGGGUUGUGUGAGAAACGACAAUAUUGGUCCUACAGAACAGUCUCCAUGUGCAGAUGGAUGUCAUUCACAAUGAAUAUUCUUUAACCACAGGCAAAUACAUAGAAUGGACGAUUCUCAAAAGCUCUGGCUCAUAUAUUUCAAGUUUUUUUGAAGAAAAUAUGUUAUCUACGGUAAUUACUUUUUCUGCAUUCUAGUGGAUCUGACGGUGAUGGGGAGCAGCAAACUGCCUCCAUUUAUGUCAUUAAUCUGUGUUAGGUAUGGAAGCUCAUGGAGACGUCUAGCAUGCUGAGUAAAUGAACGUGUCUGCUAUGGUUCCAAACCUAUAAGAUGGUGAUUCAGAAUAUGGAUAGUGAUGAAGGAGAAUAGUGGAUGAAGCUGGCUUCAAUUUUUGGUAUUGGAGUGAUCUUGUUAAAUCUGCUACUAGUGUGCUUAUGGACAGUAAAGCCUAGGAUGGACUGGCAUCAUAAAUGAAGGUCCAAACCUCCUGGACCUUCUUUGUUUAACUACAUAUCUUGCUAGGUCAGCCAGGUGUUCCAACAGAUCCAAAGAACUAACCAGAACACACGACACACAAUCUAUCACAUGAGAAUGUAGUGCUAACUCACCUAUAUCUAUUGGAAGAAGUAUUAACCCAUCCCAAUCAAAGAGAGCUCUGAUCUAUUGGAGAACAACUUGGAGUAAUGUCGGUUAGUGCCGUUAGUGGAAAUCAAGCCCACAGUCAAUUUCUGACCCGUGACUCUUAAAACCUUGGGACUGAGUGAAAUUGAAAUUGUGGUUUCUUUCUGUUGUAAAUGUCUGAUAUUAAUAGUUCUUCACCCAAUAGAAUGGAACGAGUAUAAUGACAAGAAAAGGAGCAGGACUGGGUCAAGGAAGUAAACCUGGUAUUUGUCAAGUCUUGAUUAGGGAUUCCCAGGGUUGAAACAUUGGCUAAACAUCAACAAAUGCAAAUUCGUUUGAUUUGUACAUGGUUGAUAUUGAUAUUAUUGUAUUUAAUUGGUUUCACUGCUGUUUCCCGAAAAUUACUUUAAACUAUGGUUUUCUUCUGAUAA
This is a messenger RNA of Hevea brasiliensis (rubber tree), 6041 nucleotides long. RefSeq names its product putative disease resistance RPP13-like protein 1. Bases 147 to 4451 code for a protein of 1434 amino acids. The record is from RefSeq and is a predicted model, not a curated record. The transcript has 7 exons. Lineage: Eukaryota; Viridiplantae; Streptophyta; Magnoliopsida; Malpighiales; Euphorbiaceae. Gene Ontology annotation, molecular function: ADP binding. Gene Ontology annotation, biological process: defense response to other organism.